This is a messenger RNA of Chanos chanos (milkfish), 1879 nucleotides long. RefSeq names its product phosphoenolpyruvate carboxykinase 2 (mitochondrial) (gene pck2). Gene Ontology annotation, biological process: response to starvation; cellular response to dexamethasone stimulus; hepatocyte differentiation. The record is from RefSeq and is a predicted model, not a curated record. Lineage: Eukaryota; Metazoa; Chordata; Actinopteri; Gonorynchiformes; Chanidae. Gene Ontology annotation, molecular function: GTP binding; phosphoenolpyruvate carboxykinase (GTP) activity; manganese ion binding. The transcript is spliced from 9 exons. Gene Ontology annotation, cellular component: cytosol. Bases 185 to 1879 code for a protein of 564 amino acids.
GCGAGGCGGUGUGGGGACUGCCGCGGUCGGGGUCCGCUCCCUCGCCUCCGUCCCGUCUCUUCCCCCGGCCGUGUCAGACUUUGUGUCUGCCGCGGCAAAUGAGUGUAAACCCGCGAAAGUGCACGUGGUGACGGGAACGCCCGAGGAAACGGCAAACAUCCUGGCGGGUCUGGAGAAAGAGGGCAUGGUUAAAAAACUGCCCAAGUACGAGAACUGCUGGUUGGCCAGAACAGAUCCUAAGGAUGUUGCUCGUGUGGAGAGUAAGACGGUGAUUGUUACUAAGGAGCAGAGAGACACCAUCCCUAUCCCCAGCGGAGGGGCCAAGAGUCAGCUGGGCAGCUGGAUGAGUGAGAGUGACUUCCAGAAGGCCAGAGAGGACCGCUUCCCUGGCUGCAUGGAAGGCCGGACGAUGUACGUCAUCCCGUUCAGUAUGGGACCAGUGAACUCGUCUUUAGCGAAGUUCGGCGUGCAGGUGACCGACUCGCCGUAUGUGGUGGCCAGCAUGGGCAUUAUGACUCGCAUGGGCACGCCUGUCUUGAAGAAGCUGGCGGAGGGGGCGGAGUUUGUACGAUGUCAGCAUUCUCUAGGCAGACCGCUGCCCCUCAAAGCACCACUGGUCAACUCAUGGCCCUGUAAUCCAGACAAGGUUCUGAUCUCUCAUCUGCCAGACACCAGACAGAUUCUGUCCUUUGGCAGUGGUUACGGUGGGAACUCUCUCCUGGGCAAGAAAUGUUUUGCCCUGCGUAUUGCUUCUCGAAUAGCCAAAGACGAAGGCUGGCUGGCCGAACACAUGCUGAUCCUGGGAAUCACUAACCCUCAGGGAGUGAAGCGGUACGUGGCUGCCGCGUUUCCCAGCGCGUGUGGUAAGACCAACCUGGCCAUGAUGAAGCCCGCGCUGCCCGGCUGGAAGGUGGAGUGCGUGGGAGACGACAUCGCCUGGAUGAAGUUCGACAGUCAAGGAAAACUCAGGGCCAUCAACCCAGAGAACGGUUUCUUUGGCGUAGCCCCCGGCACAUCCUUAAAGACCAACCCUCACGCCAUGGCAACCAUCGCUAAAAACACAGUGUUUACAAACGUGGGUGAGACCAGCGAUGGGGGGGUGUGGUGGGAAGGUCUGGACCCUCCAGCUCCGGGCAUCACACUGACAGACUGGCACGGGAAAUCCUGGAAACACGGAGACCCCACACUGUGCGCCCACCCAAACUCCAGGUUCUGUGCUCCAGCCGCCCAGUGCCCGAUCAUAGACCCCCUGUGGGAGAGCGAUGAGGGUGUGCCCAUUGAUGCCAUCAUAUUUGGGGGCAGGAGGCCAGAAGGAGUGCCACUGGUUUAUGAGACAUUUAACUGGCGUCAUGGUGUGUUUGUUGGUGCUUCCAUGAGGUCAGAGUCCACAGCGGCUGCAGAGCAUAAAGGCAAGGUGAUCAUGCACGACCCGUUCGCCAUGCGGCCGUUUUUCGGCUAUAACUUCGGCGACUACCUCGCCCACUGGCUGAGCAUGGAAACACGCAAAGGCCCCACCCAGCUGCCGAAGAUUUUCCACGUUAACUGGUUCCGAAAAGACCCGAAGAACGGCUCCUUCCUGUGGCCGGGUUUUGGUGAGAACGCCCGCGUGCUGGAGUGGAUCUUCCGCCGUUGCGAACGUAGCCGAGAGGACGAGGCUGCGAAAAAGAGCAUCGUCGGAUGGGUACCACAAGAGGGCGCCAUCGAUGUGACAGGCCUGGGAGGCAAGGUGGAUAUGGGAGCCCUGUUCGAUCUGCCAAAACCCUUCUGGCAGAAAGAGGCCCAGGAGCUCCGAUCUUACUUCACCCAGCAGGUGGGGUCUGACCUCCCUGCCCAGGUGGAGGCAGAGCUGAGAGCACUGGAGGAGAGAGUGAGGGAUUGA